AAUGUUUCAUAGGUGGAAGUGAAAAAGCUAGGAUGACCCCAAUGACCUGAUGCAAUCGCGCCUUAGAUUUGUGCAUGCACGCUAGCUCUGUGUGUACAAUUUUGCACAUACUAAAAAACAUGAUUGAAUAAGACACAACGAUUACGAAAUACUCUCCAAAGUGUGAUUAAAAUGGCGUCGAUAUUUUCAAGUCAAUACUACCCUGAAUGCUUUGAAACUGAAGAAUCAUAUACAGAGAAUUUCACAACGUGGGACCGAGCCGAUAAAGAGACUUUGAGUGAAUAUUCGGCAGGACGAAUGGACAAUUUUUGUCAACGUGGUCUUCUGCAUAGCCAUAGGACAGCGGUUAAAGUCGACCGUUUAGACCCCUUACUUCCUGUUCAGUUUCUUCAGAUUAAUUCCUCUCUGAUUGACGGAAUACAGACCAGACCUGUGUCAAGUAAGCAAUAAUGGAUUAAUUACAGUGACUUGUAUUACUCCAGUGGACACGAAAUCCCUGCUAACCACUUUUCAAGAUGGAGGAAUUCGAGAGAGUGCGACCACCGCCCAUCGGCAUAUGGCAGCAGAAACAGUGUAGAAAUCGUCCUGGAUGGUUUUCCAAAAGUUCACAUUCCUACUGCAAAAACGAUGUUAAAACAACUAAUUUUCAUCAUCAGAAUAGCCUUGGAAAAGCCGCAUCCCUUAUGAGACUUAGCAGCACAGGAGAUACAGUUGAGGAUAUAGCAGAUUUUAGGAACUUUGAUCCAUCAAUUAUUCGAGGGAGUGAGUCGAGGCCGGCUGGAAUUUUUGACAGAAUCACAAAGUUUGCUGUGUCAGCAUCUAACAACAUAACAAGAGGUUCAUCAAUGAGUUUAACACAGAGGCUACCAGGGAAACCUGUUGAAAGUCGAGUCGAUCUCAACAUUCUGAACGAAAAGUUUGAUCCGUCAAAAAUAGAAAUGGAACGUCCUCGAAUACAGAAUGCGUGGGUCGUGCCCAUGGCCUGCCCUCAACCGCAGUUGGGUAUGAUGAACGGUUUUGUGAAAGAAGGAGUUUAUCACCCGUUUCAGCGACGCACGGACUACCCAGACAGACAACCUGGUAUGGACGCUUUCAGUUUCUUAAACGUCGGGCCGUCUAAUCAUCAGGCGCAUCACUAUCGCAAUCAAGUACACCCCUACCAGAGGUGGAAUCAUCAACUACAUGUACCCAAUCGACACCCCCUCGCGAAUUCGGUUUCUCGUCACUUGGACUCUAUUUCCUGCAAUCCGUUACUUGCCUCGCCGGGAACGCCAAACUCACAGAGAGCUAAGAUUAGCGACUCCACCCGCUUUCGGGAUAAGUUUGUUGAUCCGAAGUUCCAACCCCAGAGUCAUAAAGGUUAUACAGAGGCCGAAGGUCAAGAUAGAGGUCACAUAAACCAUGUGAUGAAACAACAGCCAAUGAUGAGUCAUCGACAAAAUCAAAACAAAUCGUCAGGAUAUGUGUCUGCGAUGCCCAAUCCAGGAAAUUCCAAUCAACUUAAUAAUAGAACACCAAACCGAUGCACUCUGAAAAACCACAACAGCUGCGCUUCAUCCAAGUCGGGCAAACCCACGACAGUUUCUUCAGGGUGCAUUUCUUCAAAAUCGCCAGAGCAUCAAACCUUGCAACAAUCUGAUGAAAAGGUCAUCAGGAAUGAACAGUUAGUAAGACCCAGCGAUGACAAUGAUGACCAGCCAAAACAAGUGCUUAAAGUAGAUGAUGUCAAAGGUCGGACAGAAUUAAAAGCAAACCAAGCCGGAGAAUUAGAGUCAAAUGUUGCAUCAUCUGUUGUGGACGAACGCUGGGAAACAAAUCACCAUAAAACAGCUGAACCGGAUACCAACCAACAAGGCACGGAGGCAAAGUCCACUGAUGAUAAAGAAACUAGCUCGACAACCCAAACAAGACCAUGUGAUGAAAAUAAAAACAAACAGCCAUGUGAUUCAAACAUAAACACCACAGAAGAGGAUAAACUCAGAAAAGUACCACAAGACAAAUCGUCCAAUGAUUUAUCCACAAAUCAUAACUCGACCCCAUCCUCCAAACCACUCCACGAGUCUCUCGCAUACAUCCUCGCUGAAACUGUCUGCGACGACGUUAGCGAUUCGGACUGGGACGUCGAAGACUCACCUCCAGAUAACUGCGACUUCUUGAACUGUUGGAACGACCCGUACAAUCCUCUGAAUGGCUGGAAAUGUGAGAGUUACUCGACCAAACAAACGACCCCGGAACCAGUCAAGCAUGACUCGUCGCUCAGAGAUGACGAGUUGGACUCCGGGAUAUACUCGCUGCAGGCUCAGCAGGAUGAAGCGGACAGUGUGAGCGACAAUGAACCGGAGAGUGAGGAAUGGAUUGACCAAGACUCAAAUAUCUCAAACUCAAGUGAGAAGUGCCUCACUGAACAAUUGAAUUCACUCAACUUGGUGUCGGACGAAACAAAACAAAGUUUGAAUAAAGUACAGACUCAAGAAGUUGAUGAUUUCGAUGUUGCCGGCAGACCAAGUGAAAAUUCCAUUGAAAAUUCCAGUGAAACGGACAAGUCCGUCUCGUCUAAAUCCUCAAUGCUUCAUCCGUCUGUUUUGUUUAUACUCGGCAUCAAUGAAACGGAUUCCGAUGAUGAUGAUGACGACGAUGAUUUUGAUGAUUUUGAUAAUUGUUCUUCUGACGCCAAGCGUGAUGUGUCGUGGGACCCUAUUCAACGAAUCCAUGAUCCGUUCAACCCACUACAAGGUUGGAAGUGUACGUUGGCGACACCCCAAGCUAAGGCACAUGCCACGCCCCCUCCUCUAACCAUCACGUGUACAAUACCAGACAAUUUGAGCACAGACAUUGAUUCGUGUCAAGAGACCACAAACUCUAUCGAAGAAGCAAGGCCUCGAAUGCCGGCGACAACAGCGCCCUCGACCGCCGUUGGUAAACCAACUCUGAAGCAUGCACCAAGUGCGGGAUGUUUGAGCAACUUGUCGGAGACAUUGCGAUCGGGAUUGUCCAGUGUUGUCAAGAAGGUGCAUUUCUGCAAAGGCUCUCCUAUAUUCAUCAGCCCAGAGAUUCCAAUGUGGAUGUCGGAGUACUGCGCCAGCCGCAAAGGACCCUGGGAAGAGAUGGCGCGGGAUCGCUGCCGAUUCAUGCAUCGUGUCCGUACCACUGAGGGAAUGAUCGGUCAUGUGUUCGAACCGGAACAUCGAGAGCGAGUUCAGAAGCGCCUUGAAGCUUGUUGAUGGUCUUGUACGCAUACAUGUACCUGUUUUUUAGUAAGUUAGUUGGAAAAAGAUUUGUUUGAAGGCACUGAACAUUAUUUUUUGGUAAUUUGCAAAGACCUGGGGUGGAUUUCACAAAGAGUUAGGACUAGUCUUA
Molecule: messenger RNA, 3357 nt
Organism: Asterias rubens (European starfish)
Lineage: Eukaryota; Metazoa; Echinodermata; Asteroidea; Forcipulatida; Asteriidae
Exons: 2
Coding region: 516-3221 (901 amino acids)
Biological process (GO): response to endoplasmic reticulum stress
Cellular component (GO): endoplasmic reticulum; protein phosphatase type 1 complex
Molecular function (GO): protein phosphatase regulator activity
Source: RefSeq, a predicted model, not a curated record